Messenger RNA from Acanthoscelides obtectus, 2343 nucleotides. Lineage: Eukaryota; Metazoa; Arthropoda; Insecta; Coleoptera; Chrysomelidae. The record is from the annotation of a GenBank genome assembly.
CUCAGUCGGUAUCGUGGCGUCACAGGCAAUGGUGAAGAUUUUAUCACGAAAUAUUUAAAAUCAGUGCUCUCAAUCUAAGAAAUCAUGCCGCGAAAUUACAUCCGGAAAACAACACGUCAGAACUGGGAUGAACAAGCUAUGAUUAAAGCCAUAGAAGCCGUAAAACAGGGUAUGCCAUAUAAAGCCGCCUCCAAACAAUUUUUAGUCCCACUUAUGGCACUUAAAAGAAGAGUUAAAGGAAAGAACGUUUACGCUGUGGGGGGCACCAAAAUGUUGGGAAGUAUCAAGAAAGUAUUCACGGAUGAACAGGAGCUGGAGCUAGUGCAACAUAUUAAAGACAAUGAAGAGACUAUGUACGGUUUUACAGUUGAUGACGUUCGUAAAUUUGCUUUUGAGAUAGCUGAAAGAAACAAAAUAAGGCAUCCAUUUUCUACUACGUCCCGUAAAGCUGGUAAAGACUGGCUAAGGGGGUUUCGACAAAGACAUCCUGAUAUCACUCUACGUGCCCCGGAGUAAACGUCAGCGGCACGAGCUCGAGCAUUCAAUAAACCGAUUAUUGACAAAUUUUACAAAAAUUUACAAAAAGCUCAGGAAAAGCAUGUAUUUCCUCCUCAUCGCAUUUUUAACGUUGAUGAGACUAGUUUGAACACCGUUCCGACCAAAAAUAGUAAAAUCUUUGCCAAACAAGGGCGCAAACAAGUAGCGAGAAUCACGUCUGCCGAAAGAGGUGAAUCAACUACAGCGGUUAUUUGCGGAUCAGCUGGAGGAAACUUCAUACCACCAAUGCUAAUAUUUCGCCGAUUGCGAAUGAAAAUAGAAUUAAUGGACGGUACUCCACCAGGCUCUGUGUACGCGUGCAAUCCCUCCGGCUGGAUGAAUAUUGAGGUUUUCUCUCAGUGGUUUGACCAUUUCUUGUCCCAUACUAAACCAUCUACAGAAGAUCCCGUACUUCUAAUACUGGACGGCCAUCUUUCUCAUACCAGAAAUUUGGACGUCAUAAUAAAAGCCAGAGAAAAUAACGUAACAAUUUUGUGCUUACCCCCACACUGCACGCACAAACUUCAACCACUCGAUGUUGGUGUAAUGUUUCCACUGAGCGUGUAUCACAACCAGGCUUUAGAAAGGUGGAUGAAUAAUAAUGCGGGUCGUGUAGUAACAGUUUUUCAAAUAGGUAAAAUCUUUGGAGAAGCAUAUUUGAAAGCUGCUGCACCCUCAAAUAUUAUCAAAGGAUUUGAAAAGUGUGGAAUAUGGCCGCUCAAUCCUGAUGUUUUUACUGAUGUAGACUUCGUUGCUGCCACCACAACUGAUCAAGCAGUAAGUAACGAAAUAUUGGUGCCCCAUCCAUCAAUAAAUAUAGCGCCUGAUGAAAUUCAAGUUUUUGGUGACCAUAAACCGCGACAACUUAUACCCAGGGCUCCUGUACUUCCAGCCGAUUCUACGACAUGUGUACUAGUUGAUGAACCAUCCAACCUUACUGCUGUGUCACCUUGUACCUUAUCGACAUGUGCAGCCCACAAGCAAGGAGAGAAUAACGAAUACCGUGUAGCUGAAGCACCUACUACUAUUCUGGCUUCCAACGAAAGUAUUUCUAACAGCUUGAGAAGUUCAGCCGCCAUUCCAUUACCGUGGACAUCAGUUGAAGUAUCUUCCGUCUACGAUAAUGUUUCGCCUUCUACCUCAUCCAUAACUACGAAUACACCAUCUCUUGCAGCUGCUGCUCAAUCGGCGUCUUAUGACACUUCGGAUAAAGAUUCAUUUGCAUCACCAGUUGCGUCCACAUCUUUUAGCAUCCCUCCAUGCCAGAUUCGACCUUUCCCUAAAAUGGCAGAAGAACGUAGAAAAAAUAUCAAAGCUCGAGUAUGUACAGCAAUCCUUACAAGUUCGCCUUAUAAAAAUUACUUAGAAGAGGAAGUUAAUAAAAAAAAUGAAAAAGAACGCAAAAAAAAUAAACGCAACGAAAAUAAAAAGAACUCAAUCAAGGGAAAUUCUAAAUCAAAUGAGGAAAAAGGAAAAAGAAAAGCAAAAGAAAAUGUGACCGAAAAAUACAAACGUCUAAAACCUAAAAGAGGCAAAAGUGAGUCAUCUUCAGAGGACGAAAGUGAUGCUGAGUGUUUGUUUUGUAAUGAGAGGUUUUCCAAUAAUAAUAGAGGUGAAGGAUGGAUCAAAUGUUGUGCUUGCUUAAGAUGGGGCCACGAAGCUUGCGCUGGCGUUGAUCCCGAUGACGCUGACGAGUUCACAUGUGAUUUUUGUGUCGAUGCCGAUGAUCGUUUCACUUCUGCUCGGAAACAAUUAAGACUGUAAAAGUUGAUAUUAUAUACAUUCUUAUGAUAUGAACAUAUAUCC